Molecule: messenger RNA, 1022 nt
Organism: Oryza brachyantha (malo sina)
Lineage: Eukaryota; Viridiplantae; Streptophyta; Magnoliopsida; Poales; Poaceae
Product: non-specific lipid transfer protein GPI-anchored 1
Exons: 3
Coding region: 111-659 (182 amino acids)
Source: RefSeq, a predicted model, not a curated record
CGCCACCGCCUCCACCCCACCCCACCCCGCCGCGCCGCGCACAGCCACAGCCCACAGCUAGCUCGAGCAACCCGGCGAACGCGCGUCGUCGUCUCUACUCUACGGUGUGUAUGAUGGCGGCGAGGUGGUGCGUGCUCGCGGCCGCGGUGGUGGCGUGGUGCGCGGCGGCGACCGGCGCCGCGGCGGCUCCGGCGGCGGCGCCGGACGCGCUGCAGACCAAGUGCCAGCAGGACUUCACGAAGCUGACCAACUGCAUGGACUACGCGACCGGGCACGAGGACGCGCCGUCGUCGACGUGCUGCGGCGACACGUCGGAGACGCAGCGGCAGCGGCCGGAGUGCCUCUGCUACAUCGUCCAGCAGGUGCACAGCGGCCGGAACGAGGUGCAGUCGCUCGGUCUCCGCUUCGACCGCCUCCUCGCCAUGCCCGCCGCCUGCAAGCUCCCCAACGCCAACGUCUCCCUCUGCAUCAACCUGCUGCACCUGACACCAAGCUCACCGGACUACGCUCUCUUCGCCAACGCCUCCAAGGUUACGCCGUCGACCAGCACCACCACCCCGGCUGCGGCCGCCACCGCCGGUGGGUUCAAGGUUCAGGCCGGGCUCAGCUACGGCGUCGCGGCGGCGGUGGCUUCUGCCGUCUUCUCCUCCAUCUUCUGAUCAGUCACUUCAACUAGCUAUAGCGGCACCACCAUUUUCUUCUUCCUCUCUUCUCCUCAAACGAAUCACGCACGAAUGCUCUGCUUGCUUUGUUGUCAUGUGGAACACGCAGAUUCCUUCUGAUGAUCUGAUCCACUACUUGUUUUGUACCCUGAUAAAUAGAUUGAGACUUGUUCUUUUUUCUUCUCUCUUGUAUUGCGUGAUGCCUAGCUACGACAUUCAGAACACUGAUACGCUGCUUGUUGGGUUUCAGACAUUUUUCUGAAUAAUGUACCAUUUUCUGAUUACUGAACACUGAUACCGGUAAUGUCAAUGUGCACUUGUCCUAAAAAAAUAAAAGUUUCAGAUAAGAUUUACUGUUGC